UGGUUUCUUCUUAUGUGUCUGUCCCAUGACUUACUACUUAUGUAAUGAACAGUACAUUGAACUUUAUAGGAAAAGAGAAACAAACUACAGUAAGUGAUGAUGACAUUACGUCUGGCCGGAAAACAUCAGGAUAUUUAAAAGACAAGCCCAGAGUCUCUCCUUUAGUAAGCAGGAAUUUAAGGCAGGCAUGGAAAAUAAAUAAAUAAAUAUACAUAUUAGUGCUGAUAAUCAAUUAAAAAAAUUAACUAAUUAAUUUCAAUUUUUUUCUGUAAUUAAUUGUGAUUAAUCGCAGCUACCAUCAAAUAUUUUUGUAUUCUAACAAUUUCACAUUCAAUCUCCAAAUUAAUGUAGUAACAACGUAAAUACAGUGUAUUUAAAAUAUUUUAUCUAACAGGUAAGCAUAGGCGUAAUUUUGGGGUGGGACGGGUGGGACAUGUCCCCACCACUUUUUUGCCAGUGUCAGUAUUGUCCCCACCACUUUUUGAAUACCUAAUACAAAAAAAGCAUCUCCAUUUGAUUAGAAAUUCAUUCGUUUGUGUUAAAUAAGUGGCGAUCUGGUGCUGGAAUAUGUUGUUUUUUAAAUCAUGCUGAGUGCCCGUUGCCGCUGUGAUCAGUGACGGAAGGCAACAGUGUUCUCUUGGCGCUGGCGCACACUGCGCAGUCUUUACACAGACAAGCACUUCAAUCUAUCAUUUAAAGCUGUUGCACAAGACUCUCUAUUCGUUCAGGUGAAAUCACAAAACAAAAUUCACACAAACGUGUCCCUGCUCUUGAUAUUCAAUAACCGACUAACAUAUUUGGUUUUAAUGAGGGGGACAAAAAAACGAUAUAAGAGCAGAUUAGAACCAAGAUCCUCUCUGACACACUUAACAAAAGUUCUACCACCAGACUAUUCACACACACACAAGCAUUCUGUGCGAAUCUAUGUAUUUAUUCACUGACGUGACGAAUCUCGGGACUAACAAUAUAUUAUAUAAUAGUAGAUGUAAGCAUGAAACUAUCACAUUAAAUAUGACUUCUGUGUCGAUAAAUUCAAAUAAAUGUACUAUUAAAAUUGAUUUCUGGACAUUGUAAUGUUAUUUUGUUCUGCAAUAAUUAGUAACCCCCCCUCUCCCUCCUGUCCUACCCAAUUUUUAAAACAAUUUCUGCAAGUAAGAAAUAUACAGAAAUUGAAUAGUUAUCAAACACUUCACAGUUUUCAUUAAAUUAAUAUAAAUUGCAUAAAUUAUAAAUUAAAUAUAGAUUUUUUUUCGGUUAAAUCAUUAAUAAAUAGGCUACUAAAUAUACCAUUAAAAAAUAUAUAGUUUUGAUUUCAUGGUGACUUUAACAUCACCCUUGUGAGAAAUACUGUUCAUUGACCAGUACAGUAGAUGGCGAUAGUUCUCCUAAAGAGUUUAUCACCAUUAAACAACAAUAUGAAGAAGAACACCCGUACACAGACAGCAGCGCAAUCCGAAAGACAGAUUCAUCUCUAUUGGUAGCGUAUUCAUUGCAACACAGAACACCAACACAUAUACUGUAAACAUAAAGAUAAGUGAAAUGGAACAACGUGAGACAGAACGUUUACAUGUGUAUGUUUGUUCGUGUGAAAGGGUCUGAACUGACAAAUGGAUGUAACUGACAUGUUAACUGUAGCGUGUUUGUAUCCGGGAGCCCUAACGGAGUGUGUGUGCACCCACAACUCCGAAGCAGGCAAGAUGACACCAUUUUCUAAGAACAUGGUUUCUGUCUCUGUCUGGAUAACAGUCGUAAUCCUUUUCGGUUCUACCUGUGAUGGUGGCAAAAUCUUGGUGGUGCCGUUGGAGGGAAGUCACUGGGUGAACAUGGACAUCCUCAUCAAGGCUUUACAUGGUCAAGGGCACAGCAUUGAUGUAAUACGCACCUAUAAUAGCUGGUUUGUAAAGGAGAAUUCAACUUAUUACAACUCUAUAACCAUACCUAACACCACAGGAAUGGAUGAAGAAUUUAUGGAUGACAUGCUCUCCAAAAUAAUCAACCAUGAAAGAGGAAAGAGCCACUGGCUGAGUGAUGUACAGCUGUAUUUCGAUAUAACUGGUAGCAUGUAUAACAUGCAUAAAAUAGUAUGUCAGCUUAUAACAAACAUGUUUGAAAGUGAGGAAAUUAUGAAGGCACUGCAUGAUAAACAGUACGAUCUGAUGCUAACUGAUCCAGUAUGGGGUGCAGGCAUUUUCUUGGCUCAUGAACUCAAGUUACCCAUGGUAUAUAACGUGAGAUGGACCACUCCUGGAGAGGGACACUUCGACAUCGCUCCCUCACCGUUGUCUUACAUCCCUAUCACAAGAUCUGGAAACACUGACAAAAUGAUCUUCUUUCAACGAGUAAAAAAUGUUUUCUACUAUUUCCUACUGUACUUUCAGUACAGCUAUUUUAAUUUGCCACAGUACCAAGCACUGUGUGACAAAUAUUUCCAUCCGCCUGUACGUUUUUACGAACUUCUCCAGGGGGCUGAUAUAUGGCUUAUGAGGGUUGAUUUUGUUUUUGAAUUUCCACGUCCAACUAUGCCAAAUAUCAUCUACAUUGGUGGCUUCCAGUGUAAACCAGCGAAGGCCCUUCCACAAGAUCUGGAGGACUUCAUGCAAAGUUCUGGAGAGCAUGGAGUCAUUAUCAUGUCUUUAGGGUCGUUUAUCAGUGAUCUACCAGAUGAUGUAACAACAGAUAUAGCUGCUGCUUUUUCUCUGCUCCCUCAAAAGGUGAUUUGGAGAUACACUGGAAUAAGACCAUCUACUUUGGGGAACAACACAUUACUGGUUGACUGGAUGCCACAGAACGAUCUUCUAGGGCAUCCAAAGACUAAAGUUUUUAUUGCACAUGGCGGAACCAAUGGGGUUCAAGAAGCUUUGUACCACGGUAUUCCAGUGGUUGGAAUUCCAUUCUUUUUUGACCAGUACGACAAUCUUCUUCGAUUACAAGAAAGGGGAGGAGCCAAGAUACUCUCCAUCGCAACUUUAGAUAAAAACACUCUGCAUGCAGCCCUACAGGAAGUAAUCAAUGAACCAUCUUACAGACUGAGUAUGCAGAGACUCUCUCAUCUGCACAGAGACAAACCAAUUAAACCUUUGGACAGCGCCCUCUUCUGGAUUGAGUUUGUAAUGAGACACAAAGGUGCUGCUCACCUCCGUACAGAGUCUUACAAACUGCCUUGGCACUCCUAUUACUCAGCAGAUGUUGCAGUUAUAUUGUUUGCAGUUGUUUUGAUAUUCACUCUCUCCAUAUUUUUUACAGUUAGAUAUCUGUGUAUCAAGUGCUGUAGCAAAAAAAGGAAAACUGAGUGACACAUUUGCAAAUGAAGUAUAGACAUGGUUUCUUCUUAUAUGUCUGUCCCAUGACUUACUACUUAUGUAAUGAACAGCACAAUGAGGAAAAGAGAAACAAAAUACAGCAAUUAAUGAUGACGACCCCAGGAUAUUUAAAAGACAAGCCCAAAGUCUCGUUUAGUAAGCAGGAAUAAUAACAUUUGUUAAGGUAUAUAUUGUAAAGGUUUUUAUUAAGUUUUUCAUCUGAAUCUCAGACAACUUGCAUGACUCCUUCACUUUUAAUUUUAAUUCUGCUUUCCGUGUCUAUGUACUUUAGUUUAAUUUUUCUAAAAUGUUUUAUGCAUUCAUGUAUCUGAAUUUGCCUUUAUAGUAAUCAUUUUUCUACAGAAAAAUAUUACUCAGUGUCAAAUAACAAUAUAAUGUGGUGCAGUGAUAUUUUCUAUAAUUAAUGCUAUUAUUAGCUAGUUUUACUCUGACUGAGAAAGGCAUCCUAAAAAAUGUUUUGCAAGUAUAGUUUAUUUAUUUGAGGCACUGUAAUUGAUCACUUUUUAAUCUAAAAUGUCGACAUUGGAUGAAAAGUUUGUGUCCAUGUUAUCUGUCAACUAUUUAACUGUGCGAAACUUAACCUGGCCAGUUUAGUAACUAAUUUUAAUUAACAAUGCUGUACGUGUGCUGUUUCAGCAGAGGUCUGGAAAAUCAUUUACAAACUUCAUUAGCAAUUGAAGAGGUAAAAGUUUAGUUUGAUUAUGGUUUAAAAGAAUAAUUCUUAACUGGACUUGAGUUUUGCAUUAAACAUCAAGUGAUGACCAAAAUCAAAAUUGAUUAUUGAAGUAAUAAAAACAAAAAAUAAUAAAAUGUGCAGUUCAUUUAUUAA
This is a messenger RNA of Ctenopharyngodon idella (grass carp), 4149 nucleotides long. Its product is annotated as UDP-glucuronosyltransferase 2B13-like. The record is from RefSeq and is a predicted model, not a curated record. NCBI's taxonomy places the organism in Eukaryota, Metazoa, Chordata, Actinopteri, Cypriniformes, Xenocyprididae. The transcript is spliced from 2 exons. Bases 1608 to 3293 code for a protein of 561 amino acids. Gene Ontology annotation, molecular function: UDP-glycosyltransferase activity.